CAUGGUUUGACAAACGAUACUUUUGCCAACGACCAAGUAAAGAGUAAACCUAAUAGAAUUUGGACUACUGAUUUGAUUUAAACUUAUUUUGUUGCUAGAAAAGUCCCGAAUAAGUAUAUCAAACAAGGGUUCGAAAGAUGUCCGAUUUAGACGGUCACGAUGCUGAAGUACGGAAUGCUGAAGGAGAAGCAAAUGAUACUGGUAUAACUGAAUCUCAACAGGGAUCUCCAUCACAUAAUGAGGUGCCUGCUCGUGACAAUGUAGACAUUGAUUUUUCUGAAGACGAGCUUUCCGAUUUGGAUGAAGACCAAUUCGAAAAUUUUGAUGAAACGAAGAUUGGGCGAGAAGCUGAUGAUGAGCCUACCAUUUUUAAUUUGCCUUCCUUUAAGAAAAAGCAAAGCUCAGAAGAUGUCAAACCAGGCAAGGUGGAAAAUAACAAAAAAGAAAAGCGUGCUCGGAGAGGCAGGUCGCGUCGCUCUGCUCAACGAGGCGCUUUAGAUGAACUCGAGGAGUUGGAUGAAGGAGAUCGUCAACCUACCGUAGAAGAAGCCCCCUUAGAUCCUUCAGUGGCUGCUAAACGACAGCUAGAUAUGCAAAUAGAUGCAGUUUUGAAACCAGUUCGUCCAAAAAAGCGCUCAAACGAAGAUAAUUUAGAACAGUUAGCCGAUGAUGAAGUCCUUCGUUUACGUGAACAAAUGCGUUUAGCAGCACUACGUGACGCAGAAUUGAAUUCGGAACGCCUUCCAGCUACCGAAAAGCUGAAAAUGCUCGCUCUCGUGGACUCCGUUCUUCGGAAAACCCAUUUAUACGAUACCAUUCUUGAUAACAAUUUGCUGGAUUCUGUGCGGAUGUGGUUAGAACCGUUGCCCGAUAGAUCUCUUCCAGCACUUAAUAUCCAACAGUCUUUGCUCGAUAUUUUGACGAAGCUUCCUAUUGAAACUGAACAUUUACGUGAAAGCAAAAUUGGCCGUGUAAUCUUAUUUUAUACGAUAUCCAAGAAGCCUGAGCCAUUUAUUAAGCGCAUUGCAGAUCGCUUAGUUAGUGAAUGGAGUCGUCCCAUCAUCAAGAGAAGUGCUAAUUACCGAGACCGUGCUGUUGGAAUUGCUACCUUGAACCCCGAGCUUAUAAACAUGCGUCGUCGUAGGGACCUUGCUAUUGCCGAAGACGAUGUUAAUAAUCCCACUAGCAGAAUUGGAAGAACGGUUAUUCCUCAGUCCAUCGAUUCCAGGUAUCAAGUUGCCCCCAGAGUUCGCCUCAAUCAGAACGGAAUGUCUGUGGCUGGUCGGUUGAAGCCUGCUGAUACAGAACAAGUCCGAAAACUGAAGGCUAAGAUGAAAGCUAUUCGCAGUAAAAGUGCAAAGAAAAGCGGAGUUAGUAUUGAAGGUCGAGGUCUUUAAUUCUACCAAUAGCAUAAAAAACUCUCUGUAUUGCUUCAAGACUAUUCGUAUUACUUUUAUCCCUUGCUCUCAGGAAUGUGUUGGUAAACAAGCAAAAUUAUUUAAUUGAAAGGUCAUGGUAAUACCAUAAAUUAUCGUUGGGAGUGGACAUGUUGCGAGAAAAUAUGGAAGUUUUCUUCUUUUAUAAAGUUCUUUUGUAAUGUUAUACAUGAAAUUUGUAUAUAUAAUGAUUAAUCAAUAUGGACAUAGCAGGUUCUAAGUGUUUUCUAUACAUUUAGCAAUUGCAUUGUAUAAUAAAAUUCUGUUAUUUUUUGAACAAAUAUUUUA
This is a messenger RNA of Schizosaccharomyces octosporus yFS286, 1724 nucleotides long. RefSeq names its product transcription elongation factor complex subunit Iws1. Gene Ontology annotation, biological process: poly(A)+ mRNA export from nucleus. Lineage: Eukaryota; Fungi; Ascomycota; Schizosaccharomycetes; Schizosaccharomycetales; Schizosaccharomycetaceae. The transcript has a single exon. The coding region runs from base 138 to 1397 and encodes 419 amino acids. The record is from RefSeq and is a predicted model, not a curated record. Gene Ontology annotation, cellular component: nucleus.